Messenger RNA from Cicer arietinum (chickpea), 1958 nucleotides. RefSeq lists its product as uncharacterized. The record is from RefSeq and is a predicted model, not a curated record. Gene Ontology annotation, molecular function: structural constituent of ribosome; 5S rRNA binding. Gene Ontology annotation, cellular component: ribosome. Gene Ontology annotation, biological process: translation. NCBI's taxonomy places the organism in Eukaryota, Viridiplantae, Streptophyta, Magnoliopsida, Fabales, Fabaceae.
CGAGCUUCUUUAGUUUAUUAAGGGUUCGAGUAACAAGAAGCUUCUGGUAGUCACCAACGAGCUUAGCGACACGGGAUUCCACUCCGUUUCUAAUUUCAUUCAGAUACUCCAGUCUCCAUUCUUCGUUGUCCAUUGAUUGAAGAAAGCACACCAACUAUUCGACGUUUUGCUUCUGUGGCCAUUUUUCACAUUUUGGGCUGCAGAAGUUAUUAUCUUGGAAACUUGGCCAUCUUCCACUUGUUUUUACUUUAUAAUAACUGCUUUUCUUUUCAAAACUGUGAUCAUGAUAUUUUCCAUGUUUGCAAGAAAAGGUGCUUCCAUAUACAAUCAAAAUAUUAUCUUCAAGUUGAGGGGAUUCAAUAUCGGCUUCAAGUCCCUCACCACUCUUCCCAAUAAGGAUCAUGGGGCUGCACUAAGUUCUCUAUCUGACCCACCCUCUGAAUAUAAUUCUAAUACUAGCCUUCAUCUUUCCCACUUUUUCUCCAACUCCAAUCACAAAUCAAAUGGAUUUGACAUCGAGCUUGUGGACAGUGAUGCUUGGAGGGUCUCAUCUGUUGUGGCACAAGCUUGGCAAGGAAGGGAUUUAGCUGCAUCAGUAGACAGUUCUUGUGAUCAACAUAUAAUUGAUGAACUCGUUGAUGCUCGUUCCUCACAUGUUGAGGAUGAACUCGAUUUUGAAGACAUUGAUAAUAUGAGAGUUCGUGGUAAUCUGUUCUAUAAGCUUGAGCGCAGUUCCAUGGAGUUUGAAGAGUAUAAUUUAGAAUUCUACAAGAAAAAAUCAUCCAAGAAAAAAAAUGACAAGACUGAGGUUAUCGACAAAGGUAAAGCUAAAGCUAAAUCCACGCUGAAUGCGACUUCCAAGGAUAAGAAGCUUCCCAAAGUUGAUGAAUUGGGAAGAAGUAGUAAAAGUGUUAUGGCACAGAUGGAUGAAACCAAUGAUGUGUCUUCUCAUGUGAACAAGAGACAGAGGAUUCCCACUUUUAACCAGCUUACAGGUCCUUAUCAUGAACCAUUUUGCUUGGACAUUUAUAUAUCAAAAGCCUCUGUUCGGGCCUGCAUUGUUCAUAGGGUAACUAGCAAGGUUGUUGUUGUGGCACAUUCUAUUUCCAAGGACCUCAAGUUUGACCUGACUUCUACCAAGAACAAAACCACUUGUGCUGCUGUGGGGAAAAUUCUGGCUCAGAGAGCAUUGGCUGAUGAUAUUCAUGAUGUGAUUUAUACUCCAAGGAAAGGAGAAAGGGUUGAGGGGAAGCUUCAGAUUGUUCUUAAGUCCAUCAUUGAUGGUGGCAUUAAUGUGAAGUUAAAGAUUAAACAACGACCAAAGAAGAAGUCUUUCAGCUCACAUUUGACCUAGCUAGGGCCAUGCUUGUUCAGUGGAUACAGUAUAUUGGCCAUGGUUAUAUGGUGAUAUAUGUGAGGGAAUGAACUAUUUAAAUUUGAUUUCUCUGUAGUUAGAGGAUCUGGCAUUCACCCAGAAUGACCAUUUUACGGUCCAAAAAAAUACAGAUUUUCAUUUGAUAACAUUUAAAAUAUUGAGUUUGAAUCUAGAUUGUUCGAAACGACUACCAAUAUUUUGACUACGUGAAUACAGGACCCGUGUAGUUUAUACUCAGAAGGAGAUCGAGAUCUUAUCAUUAGGCUAGGGGGGUAAUAUUUUAAAGUACAUUUGGCAACCGCCAACUUCUUGUACCAUUUUAGAUCCCACCAUUGUAGUAGUAUGUGAAAAGGUUUAGUAUUUAAUAAAUGAAGUUGUAUGAGAUGUGUGAUCAUGCAUAAAUUAUGCUAUGAUAUAUCUAUUAUAAUUUGUGUUAGAUGUUCUAUUUCAUCAUGCAUCAAUAAAAAUCCAUAUAAUUGAAGUAACUUGGCAAAGCAGAGCGACAGUAUCAAUUAUCAAUUAUAAGAAAUAAGAAACAAUCAAAAGACUCAAUUCUACUGAAAGGGGCCAAUUACAUUCAAAA